Messenger RNA from Stylonychia lemnae, 1095 nucleotides. The record is from the annotation of a GenBank genome assembly. NCBI's taxonomy places the organism in Eukaryota, Ciliophora, Spirotrichea, Sporadotrichida, Oxytrichidae.
AUGACUGAGGAAAUCGAGGCUCAUGUUCUUAAGAAGUAUGAAAUACUUCAAAAACUAGGAAAAGGAGCAUAUGGUAUUGUAUGGAAGGCUAUUGAUAAGAAAACGAAGGAAAUUGUGGCACUAAAAAAGAACUUUGAUGCUUUUCAAAAUGCUACUGACGCUCAAAGGACUUUCAGAGAAAUCAUAUUCUUAUAGGAACUGAAUGGCCAUGAAAACAUCAUCAGACUUCAAAAUGUAGUUAGAGCUGAAAAUGACAGAGAUAUUUAUCUGGUAUUUGACUUCAUGGACACAGACUUGCAUGCAGUUAUCAGAGCUAACAUAUUAGAAGAUAUUCACAAAUAGUAUAUCAUCUAUUAGGUGCUUAAGUGUCUCAAAUACAUGCAUUCAUGCCAGUUACUUCAUCGUGAUCUCAAGCCUAGCAACCUACUACUAAAUUCAGAGUGCCAUGUAAAAGUUGCUGAUUUUGGUUUGGCAAGGUCUCUUGAUGUAAAAGACCCUGACACAAUUCCACUUUUAACUGACUAUGUAGCCACAAGGUGGUAUAGAGCUCCUGAGAUUUUAUUAGGAUCAAAUAAAUACACUAAGGGGGUAGAUAUGUGGAGUAUGGGCUGCAUUUUGGCUGAGCUAUUGCUUGGUAAACCAGUAUUUCCAGGUACUAGCACUCUAAAUUAGCUUGAUAGAGUGAUGGAGUUGAUUGGAAGGCCAACUGCAGAUGAUAUUGAAGCUGUUGAUUGUCCGCUAGCAAUGACUAUGCUCGAGUCCCUUCCACCAACCAAGCCUAAGAGACUUAGAGAUGUUUUUCCAGCUGCUUCGGAUGAUGCUAUUGACUUGCUGAAGAAUUUAUUGCAUUUCAAUCCUAGCAAAAGGCUUUCAGCUGAGUAGGCUUUGAAACAUCCCUACGUCGCUCAGUUCCACAAUCCUGAUGAUGAACCAAACUGUACCAGGAAAAUUAACAUUCCAAUAGAUGAUAACCAGAAAUUCUCAAUCAGAGAAUACAGAAACAAGCUCUAUGCUGAUAUCCACAAAAGAAAGAAGGAACUUAGAAAGAAGAUACUCUAGUCUCAUCACAACUAUUACUAUCAAAACAACAAGUGA